AUGGCUGGCUCGCGAGCUCGACUUUUCCGCUGGGACCGUGCUGGCUGUAUUGUCUCCGAAUCUUUCGACAUCCGAGACCGUCCCGACUAUCUCUGCGAAUUCCUCUGGCGGUUCUCGCAAACAUCCGACUCUUUGCGCGGCCAUGACUGCACAGUUAUGCCUGCCACUCCGGAGGAGGAGGUACUCUUCAGAGACGCCGUCAAGGAGUACGUUCGUUCUCAACUAGAGAUCGACGGAGAGGCUCUAGAUCGGGCAGUCAGUCAACAUUACUCUCCAGGGCGUGUCGCUGUGGUGAAGGUGCACCCUCAUCGACGACCCCUGUCGCAGAACAAUGUAUGGUAUUUCAUCAUAUCUCGGCCCGUGGUAACGCCCCUCACACUCACCGGCCGAGGCACACGGGGCUAUUGGGCGGUGGAGUCUACUACCUCUCAGGUAGUAUUCUUGAAGGACACUUGGCGGAUCGAAUCCGAUGGAGGCGUUGAAGGCGACUUGUUAGACCAUUUCAAGGAGCUCGGAGUGCGUAAUGUGCCAGCCGUUGUGACAUAUGGCGAUGUGCCCGACUAUAUUCCAAACGAACGCCGGAACAUUACAAUCUGGCAGACCACAUAUACGGCUGGGUCGGCGCUUAAGCGCUGGACUUGUCGCAUUGCGGGCCAGCCUAUCUCCGUAACAGAUGUACAACGCUACCGUCUGGUCUUGGGCACCGUCGGGUACGGGAUAUCCACCAUCAAGGGUACGGAAGAAUUACUGCAUGCGACGUACGAUGCAUUUACAGCCAUGAGAGACGCACACGCAAAGGACUCGCGUAUUCACCGAGACAUCUCUGUCGGCAACAUCAUACUGGUCAAAGAGCCCGGGCAAGAUAUUCGCCGGGGAUAUCUCAUCGACUGGGAGGCGUCCAGUGUCAUCGAUGCCACUGGGGAGUCCUUGCAACCGGGACGCGCUGGGACGUGGCAUUUCAUGUCAUGGCGGAUGCUGGACAGAGUGCAUGCGAACAGCAAACAUACCUUCCUGGAUGACAUGGAGUCCCUCGUCCAUCUGGUGCUGUACUGCGCGCUCCUUUACUUACCCCACACCCUAGAGAAGGAGGAGCUCUUGCAGGCAUUCCACGAUUACUUCGAGGAAUUUGUCGGCGUUCCUUCUGGACCCGCUCACGGCGGCGACCUGAAGUUUAGGACCGCGCACGACAGAGGCCUGAUCAGGGCAGCUCGGUUCGGUAGCGUGUCGCUCGCGGAUUGGCUCACUACGAUGCUGGAGAUGCAGUGCCCGCCCGGAUGGAGGACGGAAGGAUACAACUACGGAGAACGCUGGACGCCCGAAGACGUCGACGCGUUCUGGUUAGAGUUCCUGGACUCGCACGCUCUGGAGCGAGACAACCGGGUAGUCCAUGAUGUCACACGGGCGCAACGCUACGACUUUGACGAGCUGUCGGUAGCGCCGCCGACUCCACCUCCGACGUUGGCUCCGGCAGCGACACGCAAACGCGCCGCGGCAGAACGCGACCUCCCGGAAGGCGAAUCCGAUUCGAAGCGCCGACGGUCUAUGCGUCUGCGCAAUGCCGCGCCGCCCGAAUCCCCAUCUAGCCGCUCUUCUCGAGUGCGCCGACAGGUUCCACAAGCAUGAUGUGACGCAUAAGAUAGGGCUGAAGUCCCAGAUGCGAGACUGGCGCGCCCCCCGAGCCAGAUGUCAAUAAUAAUGUUCAUGGGGAAGAAUCAACGAUGUUUGUACGAUGCCACUAUAUCGGCAC
Trametes versicolor FP-101664 SS1 is the source of this 1747-nucleotide messenger RNA. RefSeq lists its product as uncharacterized. The transcript is spliced from 4 exons. Lineage: Eukaryota; Fungi; Basidiomycota; Agaricomycetes; Polyporales; Polyporaceae. Bases 1 to 1623 code for a protein of 540 amino acids. The record is from RefSeq and is a predicted model, not a curated record.